Molecule: messenger RNA, 1635 nt
Organism: Lodderomyces elongisporus
Lineage: Eukaryota; Fungi; Ascomycota; Pichiomycetes; Serinales; Debaryomycetaceae
Exons: 1
Coding region: 1-1635 (544 amino acids)
Source: RefSeq, a predicted model, not a curated record
AUGGGUUUGCCAGCAACAAAACGUCCCAAUUCUGAACCAUUAUCCUUCACAAGACCAUCCGUUUCUGAUACUAUAUUGCAGCAAAACCGUCCUAAUACUUCAAAUGAAGUGACGCAUAUUUCAGAUAGUGAAGAAGAUAUAGCGUUAAAGUAUAGUUUAAAUCCAAACGAUACACGUCUAUUAUUAUCUGCACCAGAUACUAGACCAUAUUCGGUUCAAGGAUCUGCUUCUGUGCCAACUUCAGUACCGAGUCUAGUACCAGCAUCAGCGCCUGCUGAGAUACCAACUUACCAAACCAAUAGAACCAAUUCAACAGUUAUGCAGGAGGUCAUUGCAGGCAAUGAUGGCAUGGAGGUUGGUGAUGCCUUACAAUUGGUACAUAGGGCACAUGCUACAGAAUCAAUGAGUUCUACAUUGAGUAAUGACAAUUUCCACCAUACGGAUUUUGCAGUUGGAGGUGAGGAAGAAGAUGCUAUUGGAUUUUGCGAUGGUGAUUGUUUUGAGACCAGUUCCCAAAAUAAUGCUAAAUUGAGACAACUCGAGAAUUUAGAAGUUAUAAAUUUCAGUAAUCGUGGUGCAAUGAAUAAUUUUUUGGGAAAUGAGAAUGACCUUGUGAUAACAACCAGGUUAAAUGGUGUAGAGGAUCAAGGUGAAAAACUUUAUUACAACGAGGCAGUAAUUGCUGAGGAUGGUCUUCGACUGUGUCGAGAAAACAUGUCGAUGCCUGGUAAAUGUGAAUUAGCGGACACCAUGCAAGUGCGUAUAGCGAGUUCUGAGAGUGAUUACAAGUCUGAACUCGAGGAAAAUAUAGAGGGCUCCACUGAGUCUACCAAGGAGUUAAACAAGCUCGAUAUACUUGAGGAUAUAGCAAAUUCGAGAAUGCCUGACCCAUAUUAUAAAGAAGAGUCGCCAGUCAAUUGCAAAGAAGGUGAGAUUAAAGGAUGUUCAACACCGAUAGAUGAGGUAGAGCAAUCAACAACUCGGUUACCAAAAGUAGAGACUGGUCUUAUACCUAAACAUAAAACUUCAGCAACUGGUAAUAAAGGUGAAGAGCAGAUGGUUAAUUAUCCAGCUGAUAGAAAACAUGAGCUGAGUUUGGGUGCUUUAAGGAUCAAGUCAUGCGAAGUUGUUGAAGACCAACCUACACAAAAAGAUGAUAUCAGGGUAAGUCGUAAUGGAAGCGAGUGCAGAUCUCAAUCUCCUGCUACAAGUGUUGCUACAAGCGUUGCUACGUAUGAACCCCAAUAUGAUGAAUAUCCGCCUUCUGUGCUGCUGAUUUCAACUGCAUAUGAGGAAGAAGCACCGGCAGAUGGGUCUGACCACAAGUCAACAGCAAAGUCGAGAUUGGCUAGAGAAAUACAUGACAAACCCUCUAGCAUGACGAAUAAAGGUGUUUCAGAUAAAGUAGCUCUUACAAAUUCUACUAAAACUUCUUUACCUGUCAAAUUCAACGAUAAGGAAAACUUGCAAGUACGGAGAAAGAUCAUUUCCAGAAAACGUCUAGCCCCAAAACCGUUAUCUGCACUCUGUAGUCAAAACUUGAGACCGAGGGUUGGGUUGUCGAAAAAAGUUAGGAUUGAGAGUUUGCAUGAGAAUAUCAAAAGGCAAAAGAAGGCUGGUCCUUCUUCUUCCUAA